AUGGCUGAGCUCGACUUCGAAAACGCUUCCCUUGACGUUUACAACAUGAACGCGUCGUAUGUUUUCAACCACACGUUUUGGAUGGACGGCAUGGAUGAGAUGAAGCCGCUGUCGUCCGUCACGUUGGUCCUCAUCAGUGUGACGUACGGCGUGAUCUUCCUGGUGGGCAUCCUGGGGAACGUGUCGGUGGGGCUGGCGGUGUGGGGGAACAGGGAGCUCCGCACGCCCACCAACUUCUUCCUGCUGAAUCUCAGCGUGGCGGACCUGCUCCUGCUGCUGUUCUGUCUACCAGUGUACGUGGUUGAGCUGUGGGUCCACUACCCUUGGUUACUAGGCGAAACGAUGUGUGAGUAG
Molecule: messenger RNA, 354 nt
Organism: Branchiostoma floridae (Florida lancelet)
Lineage: Eukaryota; Metazoa; Chordata; Leptocardii; Amphioxiformes; Branchiostomatidae
Product: neuromedin-U receptor 2-like
Exons: 1
Coding region: 1-354 (117 amino acids)
Biological process (GO): G protein-coupled receptor signaling pathway
Cellular component (GO): plasma membrane
Molecular function (GO): G protein-coupled receptor activity
Source: RefSeq, a predicted model, not a curated record